AUGUUCGCAAAUUGGGAAAAUAAAUUGAACGGCCACAUCGACGCUUUGGUCGCUUGUACAGAUAAAUAUGACCGCGAACUAAAGUCGGAGAGUGUCAAAUGUUUUUUUGUGGUCGUUUUAACGGAGUUUCACGGCGAGACAUGCCAGCGCUUUUUCGAUGAUAUCCGCAAGCUUCUUCGCGACCGUUUACAGUCGACAUUGCCGAUUCCCCCAACAAUGAAUAUGUGCUUUUCGAUACUGAAAGUGAUAGAGGUGAUGAUGGACAGUGGGUUCAAUGAAGUCAAUUUGACAAACGGUUGUAAGUAUGUUCUAUCGAUGUUAAUGAACACGGGGUCUCCCGACUUAAUGCGGGAGACGGUUCGAGUGAUUCGGCAAAUCAUAUGUUUCAAUUUACACGACUUCAACAAACAGUUGAUGACAGCGAUUGAUUGUGAGCAACGUGGGAUGACUCUCUCGACCUCUUUAUGUACGGACUUUUCUCUUGAGAAGAUCACGAACAUGUUAGCCAAAAUGUUGAUCUUAAACGAAGUGAUAAUCAAUUCCCCAUCAACGUGUUACGCGACGACGCAGCCGAUUCUUGAGUUAAUUCAAAAGGGUUUGGUGAACGAAACCAUUGAAACGCGCAUUGAAGCGAACAAGGCGCUAGACGAGUUCUUCAAAGUAGUUAAGAAGGAUGCGCUCUUUAAAGAAGUGAUGGAGAAGAACUUAGGGAAUCUACAUAUGCCUGGCGAAGGGGAUGAAGCCGUCAUCCACGGAUCGUUAAUAGCCGCAAUCACUGUUUUAAAGAACAAAUUUGAUGAAGAGUAUUUCUAUCAUGUGAUGAAGGAAGUGUACCUCUCUGCGAAGAAUGGGAAGACUUCAUUGAUCCGGCGGGUCUCGCUUCUCAUGCUCUCGGACUUGUGUAAAAUCUCACCGGAGAAGUUUUACUGUCGCGAGCCGAUGAACCGAUUUCUGGACGAGGAAAUCAUUCAAGUGGAGAAGAGAAGUACCGGGAAGAUCAAGAAAGUGGGGAAGAAAGAAGAUCGGAUGAGUGGCGAUGUCCCGAGUUUACCGGAACUGAGUAAACUUGAGAAUGAGAAGUAUCCCUUCAGUCGCAUUGUAAUGUUCUUGUUGGAGUGUUUUCGAUCGAAUAUGGAGAAGCCGACUGUGUUUCAUGUGAUGGGCGACUUGUGUAUGUAUUUUCCACGACAAAUGCUUACGUUUUUUAAGAUGGAUCCACAGAAUGCUGCGUUUGUGUUAAUUCGAAAGAGUGAGUUUGAGGUCUUGAAGAAGAUUAAAAACGAGAAGGAGCGCCAAGAUAUGUUAGUGGAGAUCUUAUAUUGUUUCAAUAAAGUGGUGAAAUAUUUGUCAUUUGAAGAGAGAGUAGACGUCGCUGUAGAACAAAAAGAAGGGGUUCAGGUAAUCGACACGCAGAAGCAGAACACGUCUAUAACAAACUUGUUUUAUUCACUCUUUUGUGAUGUAGCGGACUGUGGGUUGAAUGAACAGUGUGUCGAGUUGUUUUUGACAUUCAUUGAGAUGUUUCCGAAGAAGUGUAAACCCGUCAAAGAUGUGUUAAUUCCAAUGAUACGAAACAUCUUGUUCACAUACAACACCCCAACAACACAAACGAUCACACAAAUAGUCGUGAUGCAGCCAAAGGAGUUAGUGAUCUUAGCUAUUAAAGUGUUAACGAAAUUACCAUUUGAUGAAGAAACGAUGAAACUCAUUGUUAACACAAUUAAGGAGUACAUCGACAGUGAAGACAUUCAUAUCAGGAAAGUAGUGACGAAAUUGACACCAGUCCUCUUACCAGAAAACAUCGACGAGAAGAGUGUGCACGUCUAUGAUAUUGGGCAGACCGUUCAGAAAUUGUUAGUUCGUGGGAUUAGUGAUCAAGUGUGUGGGAUACGUCAAACUAUUAUGGCGAGUUUUGACUCGCGAUUUGACUACUUUUUGAGUCAAACGGCGAACAUCUCGAAUUUGUUCAUGGCGCUGAACGACCAGAAUUUCAAUGUGAGACAAGAAGUGAUCCGAAUCAUCUGUCGAUUGACUACUUAUAAUCUCUGUUUCAUGAUGCCAUCAUUCAGAGACAUAUUAGCGAAGUUAAUAUCACAAUUAAAUGUUGGGAUUGCUGCUCUGACUAUUGAAGAGUCAAUUAUGUUAUUGACCACUGUCAUACAGUCGAGUGGCGACUUAAUUCUCCCAUAUAGUGAAGCUAUUAUUAUGGCAAUUAACCCUAAAUUGAAGACACUGACCCCUACAGACACUCCUACACUCUUAAUUGGAUUUUUGAAUGCGAUGACCGAGUUGAUUUGUAUGGGAAAUGUCGACGAGAAGUAUGUCAAGCAAACUCUUGAGACGGCUAUGACUAUUUUAAGACAGAAGGGGAUGUCAUUGCAGAAGACUAAAUUACGAAUAUCUGCUCUUCGAUCGAUUAAAAAGAUCAGUCGUACAUCACAAUAUGCAUCUAAUCUGUAUCAAACGAAUCCCGACUUGUUUGAGUUGUUAAUGGAGUUGUAUAACACCGACAAAAGCCAGGAAAUAACAAGUGAAGUUGUGUCAGUCCUUGGGGUCUUAGGAGCAAUGGAUCCAACUCAAUAUCGAAUGGGAUGUGAAACGGAAAUCAUUCAAGUUGAAAACGACGACAGUUUUGAUACUCGCAUACCUUCAGUGACAACACAAACAGACGCGUUUUAUGCGUGGACCGUCAUCAAUUCACUCUUGAAAAUACUGAGCACAAAUACACUUGUUUCAUUGCACCCGGACUGUCCAAGGAAAAUCACACAGACGUGUCAAUGGCUCAACCAAAUUAAGACGCCAAUGGUGUACCAAUUCUUGUCAUUUGUCUUCACACAAUUCAACAAACUCUUUCCACAAUGCCAACCUAAUGUUCGUGCGGAAAUUAUUAAUUCGAUCACUUCAUUACUCGACUGUGUGGAUAAGACUAUUAGAGACGCUCAAUUGACAAAACUGUUUAAGAUGAUUGCGCAGUUCUGGGACAACAAGAUCUUGUCUGCGACGUGCAAUUUGUGUUCCAAAUUAGCGGCAACAACAAAAGACGAGUUUAAGUUGUAUUUACCGAUAAUUGUCCCCGUCUUACUGAAUGAACUUUCACGACUUAAAUACAGUAACAAAGAUGAAGACAUUAAGAACAACGGGCCAUUGAUCAUGAAUAAGUGCUUUAACACGUUUGCAAAGAACAUCGACUUGAACGACAAUUUGUAUAGCAUUGUUCCAGUCUUUUUGGAACUCUUUGGAGAACAAGUUAACACGAACUUGAGAGAAGCUAUUUUGUACCACAUUUUCACGUUCUUUGCGAGUGUGAAUAUCUCGGAUUACGCGUCGUGGAUCAUUUCAGUCACUGUGAGUCAAUUACAGAAUGAAACACUACGAACAGUGUUGAUAGAAGGACUGUCGACAAUGGCAGUCAAACUUGGACCACAAUAUUUCUUGUUCCACGCGAGUGUGUGUGCUGCUUUAAAUAAGUACCCCCGUGUUAAAGCGAUAGACGAGUUUGAGAAGAAGUUGGACAAAAUCCGGUCGAGUCUCGACACGUUAAGUCGCGAGGUGAAACCACUCGAGAAAGAAAAGAUAGACAUAUCGAAGAAGAUCGAACAGAAGAAUAUAGCGAGUGAGAGUGUUGAUGACCAAAAUAAGUACUUUGAGUUGUGGCAGAACUGCAAACAAUUUACUAAAGAGGAAGAGUGGAGUGACUGGACGGAAAGGAUCUUAAUCGAAACGAUUCGAAUGAGUCCGUCUGUGUUAAUCUAUGACUUCCAUAGUAUUGUGAGUAACAAUACAAACUCUCCUAUAGCAAGAGAUUUGUUCAAUUGUGCGUUCCAUUCAUACUUCAUAAUGUUGAAAGAGAACAAAAAGAAUGAAAUUCUUGAUGAUAUGAAAAUGGUCAUAACCCAACCGUCUGUCUCCCAUGAAGUAGUCGCGUUGGUUUUGAAUUUGGCGGAGUUUUUGGAACACGAAGAAUUGAUCAAACCAAUCAAAGAGUUUGGAGACUGCGCAAGCAAAAUUGGGGCAUAUGCGAAGUCUUUAAGAGCGAAAGAAAAUGCACUGAAGAAUGAGAAUGGGGAGAAGGAGGUGAAGCGGCGCGAGACGAUCGGGGAGGACGACACGCCUGUGAAGCAAAAGAUGUAUGAAGAGUUGAUUGGCUUGAACAAUCAAUUACAACGGAAAGAUGCUGCGAGUGGGUUGAUUUAUUUAGCUGAAAAGGAGAAUCAAAUGAAAUUGAAUUCCUCGUGGUUUGCGAAAUUAGGGAUGUGGCACAAAGCAUUGACCAAAUUGGAGGAUGAAGGAGGGAAGCGUGUAGAUGUGAAGAUGGAGUGUUUAUAUGAAAUGGGUGAUUGGAAAGCGUUAGAUGACACUAUCCAACCCUUUUGGAAUGAAGAUAUGAAGAAGUGGAAUUACUUAGAGAGUAAUGAUAUUAAGAGAGUAGUAACUAUGGUAGCUGCUUCGUCGUUCUAUAUGGAGCAUUGGGUUGAAUUGAAAGCUGUGAUAGAGUCUCCCGAGUUCAAAGAGAUGGAUCCAUUUGAUGCUGCGUUCUAUCGUAUAGUGUAUAACUUAUAUGAAGACAAUGAAACGACUUUAAAGGAAGCCGGUGCACUUAUUGAAGCACAAAAGUCGACCAUUCGAAUUGAACUUGGUGUGUUAUAUGCGGAUGGGUAUGAACGAUGUUACAACUCUUUAUCGCGUGCAGAGAUAAUCACUGAAUUGGAAGAAAUUUUGUUACUCAAAAAGAGGAAGAAUGAAGACGGGAAGCACAUCAAUAAGAAAGUCCUUGUCUCCAAUUGGGAGCAAAGACUUAUUAACUCACAACGUGAUAUUAAGACGUGGCAACGUAUAUUAAAGAUGCGAGAGCUUGUGUUAGACAAACGGGAGGAAGUGAAGUGUUGGAUCAAAUUCAUCGGGAUGUGUGACGAGAAGGGGGAGACCAAAUUAGGGUUGAGCACAUUGAACAUGCUUGCCUGUCACCACCUUGAGCCGACUAUUGAAAGUUUGCCGGUGGACAAUUUGGAGGUUGGGAUGAAGUACUUGAACAUCAUGUGGAGGAUGACGAAGGACUUAAAUGAGAAGCGUGGACUGUGUGAGUUACUUGAGGAGUAUAAAAAGAGAUGGAAGGGAGAGUGGAGUUUGUAUAUUUAUCAAAGUGGCAAUGAAGUGAAUCGUGAGAACAUCCGAACUGUAUUAGGGCAUUACAAAGAGACGAUAAGUCGAGUAAAAGAUAGUCAUAAAUAUUGGCAAAUGUGGGCGUUAGUGAAUUUAGAAGUAGUUGGGUUAUAUGAGAUCCAAAAGAGUAAUGGUCGUGGCGAUGUCAAAGAGUUAAAGAAAUUGAUGAAGUCGUAUGAGAACAGUACAGUAGAGAACAAAGAGAAGAUUAUCAAAGAGAAACAGAGUGAGAUAGAGAGUGUGAUAUCAACCAUUAACAAGGACGAAACAGAAGAAAUUGGAUUCAUAGAAGCGGCAGUUAAUGCCUUUGUCCAGUCAUUGUUACUCUCGAAGACUAACCACUUACAAGACACUUUGCGAUUACUUACACUGCUCUUUAAAUUUGGUAAAUUCAGAGAAGUCGAGCACGCUGUGACUGCGGGAAUUAAUGACUUGCCAGUCGAUAUAUGGUUGCAUGUAGUCCCGCAAAUCAUAGCAAGAAUACAGUCUGAUGUAUCUUCUGUGAGAAGAGUAACUACACAACUCUUGACUAUGAUAGGCAAAGCACACCCACAAGCUAUUGUCUACGCACUCACCGUCGCAUCCAAAUCGCCAAAUGAAGAUCGCCGUGCUGUAGCCAUUUCAGUGAUUGAGAAGAUAAAGAAGGAGAGUGGGCAUUUAGUGCAACAAGCGAUGUUAGUGAGUGAAGAAUUAGUUGGAGCGGCGAUUAUAGCCUUUGAGAUGUGGAAAGAAGCGCUGGAAGAGGCUUCAAAGGAGUUUUACAACAACAAGAAUUUCAAGGCGAUGAUGGACGUCUUAAAGCCGAUGAUGAUGAAGUUGGAUAUGCCCCGCAACAAGCGGGACCAAUCGUUUGUCUUGAUGUUUGGGAAAGACAUUAAAGAGGCGUAUUCGUACUUUGAGCGAUAUGAGAGUGUAGCUCAGGCGAGUGAUGAGAUACAGUAUAUCGAUGACUUAGCUAUUGGAUGGGAUAUCUUGUCUCGUAUGUACUUCAAGAUCACAAACAUUAUAGCGAAGAUUAAUGUCGUUGAACUGCCAUUAAUAGCACCACGCCUCUCUGAAGCUCGGGACUUGGAUAUUGCAGUACCUGGGACAUACAAAACGAAUCAAAGUGUGAUCACUAUCAAAUACAUUGACCCGAUCCUUGGUAUCAUCCCAUCGAAGCAACGUCCUCGGAAACUCACGAUAGUAGGUUCAGACGGGAAAGCUUAUAAAUACUGUUUGAAAGGACAUGAAGAUCUACGACAAGAUGAACGUGUGAUGCAACUGUUUGGGUUGGUCAAUGACUUGCUUGCUGGGAACUCGGAGACGUCGAACAUUCAUUUGAAGAUCCACUGUUAUGAUGUUAUCCCUUUAAGCUCAAUGAGUGGGUUAAUAGGGUGGGUCCCACAUUCAGACACCCUCCACCAAGUAGUCAAAGAGUAUCGGUCAGCAAAGAACAUCUCCGUCGACGCAGAAAAGAUCAUAUGCACGAAAAUGAUAGCCAACAAGUUCGACACACUGUCUGCGCUGAAGAAACUUGAGAUCUUCGAGAACGUCUUGGAGCAGUCGAAAGACAGAGAAAUGGACUUAGCGAACGCGAUGUGGAUCAAGAGUCAGUCUUCUGAGAUGUGGUUAGAGAAGCGGACCAACUUUACACGGAGUGUUGCUUUAAUGUCAAUGGUAGGGUAUAUCUUAGGUCUUGGGGAUAGACAUCCCCAAAAUUUGAUGUUACAACGAGUGACUGGUGAUGUUGUUCACAUCGACUUUGGUGAUUGUUUUGAAGUUGCUAUGAACCGGGAGAAGUAUCCUGAAAAGAUCCCAUUUCGACUGACACGGAUGAUGGUGAAUGCAAUGGAAGUGAGUGGGAUAGAAGGGACUUUUAGAAUCACAUGUGAGAAGGUGAUGGAAGUCCUUCGAGAGAACAAAGACAGUCUUAUGGCGGUGUUAGAAGCGUUUGUGUAUGAUCCGUUGAUAGUGACGAUAUUAGGGGGGAAAGAUCGUACGGAGCAAACAGCUAUAUUUGAGAAUCAAGAUAACCAAGACAAUCAAGACGAAUCGAAGAACAAAAAUGAAGAGAAGAAAGACGAUGAAGGUGAGAAUGAUGGGGAGGAUGAUGCGGACACUGAUAUCAAUUCGAAAGCGGGAGGAGUUACUAAGAGAGUACUUGACAAGUUGACUGGGAAGGACUUUGGGAAAGAAGUCGAUGUCCAGACACAAGUCGACAAACUGAUUCAACAAGCGAUGAGUCAUGAGAACCUGAGUCAGUGUUACCAGGGUUGGUUACCUUUCUGGUGA
This is a messenger RNA of Entamoeba invadens IP1, 7434 nucleotides long. RefSeq names its product serine/threonine protein kinase TOR1, putative. Gene Ontology annotation, molecular function: protein serine/threonine kinase activity; protein-containing complex binding; protein binding. The transcript is spliced from 3 exons. The record is from RefSeq and is a predicted model, not a curated record. Gene Ontology annotation, cellular component: TORC2 complex; TORC1 complex; nucleus. NCBI's taxonomy places the organism in Eukaryota, Evosea, Mastigamoebida, Endamoebidae. Gene Ontology annotation, biological process: TOR signaling; protein phosphorylation; negative regulation of macroautophagy. The coding region runs from base 1 to 7434 and encodes 2477 amino acids.